GUGCUAUCGAAAAGAUGGGUAGAGAGAGAAAUUGAAAAACCCAUAAGAAAAAAAGCAAAACAACAAAACAAAGAUAGGAAAAAUGUGCAAUCUUUUUUAAUUUUAGACAAUCAAUUCGGGCAAUAAGAUGUGCUAGCGGAUAAGAUAAAAUGCAGGCCUUGGGCAGAUCGGGUCACAGUUUGGUGGCCAGUUCCAGCUCGUUUCUGUACGCCACAUCAACAAAAACAAACGCACGCACACAUAGAUGUAGUCGAACAGAUGUUUUGUGCCUAUUACGUAACUAUGCGAAUUUGGCGCAAAAUUCAAUGACGUUUGGAGCCCCAGCUGUAUCAGCAGCAAUAGCUUCCGCAGCAGUCCCAACACGUGAACGAGUUCCCCAGACGACGCGGCGGCACUUGCACAGUUUUACUGUCCCUAGGUAUUCGCGAUAUUCGGCCAGCACCAUCAUGACCUCCUACUGCAAGGAGCUGCAUCUCAAGCAGUAUGACAUCAUUGGCUUCGACCUGGACGGGACUCUGCUGCGGUACAAUCUCACCAAUAUGUCGGCCCUAAUCUACGAUGUGCUGAAGCGCUAUCUGGUCGAGAACAAAGGCUACUCCGAGACGCUGCUGGAGCUGCCCAUGGAUCUGGACUUUCUGCAGAAGGGUCUGUUCCUUGAUGGCCCGCGUGGCAAUAUCCUGAAGCUGAGUAGCGAGGCACAGAUACUGAGGGCCACCCAUGGCACCCGGCAACUGACCAACGAGGAAAUCGUGGCCAUCUAUGGCCCAGAGCGACAGUGGGAGGUUACCACAUCCUUUUACAAGGAUCCUCUGUCCACCUGGAAUGGUGCGGCCUCCGAGCAGAUGCGCUCCCUGCUGGACUACUUCGAUAUGCCCAGUGCAUUGGUUUUUGCCCAGGCCGUGGAUGUGGUGGACAAGGAGAGCGAGUCCCAGCCGCAGGAGUACGAAGUGUGGCGCGAUCUGCAGGCUGGCCUUAUGCACAUUUUCAGCAGAGAUCACUUCUCCAACGACAUUAGUCUGUAUUUUAAGAGUAUGCGGGCGGAUCCGCAGAAGUAUGUCCUGUGCACGGACAGCAGCGUGAUGGACUGGCUGUCGGCUCUGAGGAAAUCCGGCAAGAAACUCUUCCUGCUGACGGGCUCCAACAUUGAUUUUGCCAAUCUGACGGCCACUCAGGCGCUGGGCAAGGACUGGCAGCAGUAUUUCGACUUUGUGGUGACCUACGCCAAGAAGCCGGGCUUCUUCACCAUUCAGCGUCCCUUUCUGCGGGUGGAUGUGAAGGGACUGAAAGAGCUGGCCAACACGGAGCUGCCACAGGAUGCAGGGGUACUCAAGACGGGAGAGAUCUACUCGCAGGGCAACUGGCAUCAGCUGCACGAGGCACUCGCCAAGCUGCUAAACAAAGAGACCGCCCAGGCCAAAGCGCUGUACUUUGGCGACAACAUCAUCCAGGAUGUGUACACACCCGUGAAGCAUCGCGACUUUGAUGCCGUGGCCAUUGCCGAGGAGCUGCUGAUGGAGGAGAAGAAUUAUCCGUAUUUCGCCGAGCUGGACUCGCAGCUGUGGGGCUCGUACUUUGCCAUCGGCUGCCAGCCCACCCUCUGGUCGAACUUUAUCAGCAGCUUUGCCCAGAUCUGUGUGCCGUCCAUGCAGGAGGUGGCCCAGACGGCGCCCGCCCAGCGUAUUGUGUGCACCAAUCCGCAUGGCUUUUUGCCCAAGUUGCCCAAAGAGCUGGAGACGGUGAGUCCGACGAGCUGCUGGCAGGGCGGCACUGGGAGUGGCACGUGAUUCCCCACACCACACCCUCCACCUUCCUUAUCAUCGUCCGCUGGUGACAAUAAACGAUCUAUGAACCCCCAAGGCCUUCGACUCGCAGAUAAUCAACGCCGCUGCAUCUCAUCAAAAUUCUACAGUCGUACAACAAAAUUUGUAUUCAGUAAUAACAAUAAAUUGGAUGCCAGAAAGAUCCGCAGCUCGCAGAGAGGAAAUCUACUGUAAACAUUUUGCACUCUGGCCGACUAUACAGUGUACGUCUUAAUGCUAAGCCCUUUGUAAUUGAAUCAUAGACAAAACAAAUUGAUCAUAUAUGUAAUAGAAUAGACAACAUUUUUUAGCUAAAAUUUAUACGAAUAACCAAACGUAUUGCAACUUUUAGAAGAGAAUUUUCUAUAUAUAUUAUACUCCCGAAACGCAGUGUACAUGCUAAAAUUAACCCAUGUUGACCUUCACUUUGUACAAAUAUUUGCUGCAUAAACAAAAGUAACUGCAAAAUAAAUGGGUUGUGUCUCCCCCCGAAA
Messenger RNA from Drosophila obscura, 2293 nucleotides. It is a transcript of the gene Nt5a, whose product is annotated as 5'-nucleotidase domain-containing protein 1. The transcript has a single exon. Lineage: Eukaryota; Metazoa; Arthropoda; Insecta; Diptera; Drosophilidae. The coding region runs from base 150 to 1784 and encodes 544 amino acids. The record is from RefSeq and is a predicted model, not a curated record. Gene Ontology annotation, molecular function: 5'-nucleotidase activity.